CUCCAGAUGGUGCAGCAGCGGCCACCGCUCCAGAGGACGGCUGUGCCAGCCACAGAAGGGGAGGAGGAUGAUGGCACAACUGGCAUCGAUGUGGAGGAGGCCAGAGAGAGGCUGCGCCGAGAGGACCUGGAGUUUGACAAGCUGGAGUACAGACGUAAAGUCAAAGAGAAACACAGGGAGAAGAGACUGAAGGAGAAGGCUGCCAGAAGAGAAGCCAGCAAGCAGCACACUGAGGAGCAGAAGUCCGGUGAGGAAGAUGAAGAGGAGGUGGUAGCGUACCUGGACGGUGCCGAUGGAGAGGAGUUUGACCCCAGCACGCUUCCCGACCCGGACAAACUAUGCUCUGACUCAGAGGAAGAUGAUGACCAGAGCAGCCCUGCUGCUGGGAUGAGGAAGCGCAGCCUCAGUGACUGCAGCGAUGACUCUGGUGAGGAAGAGACCAAGGCAACAGGCAGCUGCCAAGCCACUGGACACUGGCCUCUCUCUGGCUGAGGACGAAGAGCUGGUCCUGCAUCUGCUAGGGAACCGGCGCUAGGGCUCGCGAAAGAGAGGACAUUUACCAAACACUCUGUGUUAUGGAGGAUCCUCUUCAAUGUCUUGUUGUCAUUAUUUGGAUGUUCUCCACUAUUUUGGGAAGAUUAGAGAUUUCCCAAACUGUCAAAAUAAAACAUACAAUUUACUGUUA
Molecule: messenger RNA, 685 nt
Organism: Salvelinus fontinalis (brook trout)
Lineage: Eukaryota; Metazoa; Chordata; Actinopteri; Salmoniformes; Salmonidae
Product: probable ATP-dependent RNA helicase DDX10
Exons: 4
Coding region: 7-492 (161 amino acids)
Source: RefSeq, a predicted model, not a curated record